Molecule: messenger RNA, 6070 nt
Organism: Mugil cephalus (flathead mullet)
Lineage: Eukaryota; Metazoa; Chordata; Actinopteri; Mugiliformes; Mugilidae
Product: A disintegrin and metalloproteinase with thrombospondin motifs 16
Exons: 24
Coding region: 507-4397 (1296 amino acids)
Biological process (GO): extracellular matrix organization; proteolysis
Cellular component (GO): extracellular matrix
Molecular function (GO): metalloendopeptidase activity
Source: RefSeq, a predicted model, not a curated record
GGCUCCCUAGAGGAACGUAUUCGGGCUCAGUGCGACUUUCAUAGAAGUCUUGCCAUUGCCAAGGCGAGGCGCAGCCUAUUUAAGACAAUCACAUGAUUUCAUUGGGAGUCAAAAUGGUCCGCGGGGGUCACUGGGUAGAGAGAGAGAGGGAGACAGAGUGAGAGAGAAAGAGGGAGAGGAAAAAAAACUUGGAUUGUAGUCGUGCUGUCUGAGUGUGGGGAAAAAGGGAAAAUGACUUGCCGGGAGAGAGGACUGGAGUUCAAGCAAUUUACCGCGUCUGGAUACUGCGCUUGGAAAUGAAUGGAGACCCAGGUGGAUAAAAUGAAGAAGGCUGCACCCAAAACUUGUUGAUGCUCCGUUCAUCACGAGGGGACUGCUGUAUUUGUUAAAUAGUUUGUCUUAUUAUUAUUAUUAUUUUAUUUUAUUUUAUUUUUUGAAACAGCGUUUGGUUCUGCUGGAAAGGAUCAUUUACGCGUCAGCUUUUGCGGUAAAAUUGACCCACAGACAUGGCUUUUUUGUGGAAAAUGUGGACCCGGUCGCUGCUCUUUCUUCACCUCCUUUGCCUUUUCCCUAUGAGCAAAACCGCACGUCUGAAUAAUGGUGCUGAGAAUCCCGAAUAUAACCAAGGCACAUCGGCAUUGCUCCGAUCUCUGAAUUUACCUCAACACACAGAAUAUGAGAUUGUAUCUCCGUAUGAGGUCAACCACCAAGGCGAUUACGUAUCACAUGAAAUUGCACACCAUCAGCGCAGGAGGCGACGCAGGUCCCUGACCCCAGAUGCAGGCUCAUCAGACAGCAGCAGCGAAACAGUCCACUUCCGGCUGAGAGGCUUGGGGCAGGACUUCCACAUGGAGCUGAGGGAGGCCUCGGAGAGCCUGAUUGCACCUGGCUUCACCGUCCAGCUCCUGGGAAAGAACGGCACCAAGAGCCUGAGGGCCUACUACCCGGACGACCUCUGCUUUUACCAGGGGUCGCUGAGGUCGAGGGUCAACUCUUCCGUGGCACUGUCCACAUGCAUGGGAAUGUCAGGUUUGAUCCGAACACAGGAUGGAGACUUUUUCCUGAGACCCGUCUCACGCAACCUUGCGCAAAAAGAGAACUUCACAGCACCUAUAAGUCACCUGCCGCACAUACUUUACAAGAGUGUGAGCUUCUCCCGGACAGAGCAGAAUGGGCAUGAGCCUCGGGCGCUUCAGAAGAGAUCCACGGAUUCAGCUCAUCGCAAAUCACGGGAAGCCUCCGUCAAAGUGACGGAAUCCCCCUACAACACUAUCAAUGAAGAUCUGUACGCGGGCGUGCAAAACCAGCAAAGUGGCAACAAUCACAGAGACCAGACGAAGCAUCAUGAAAAAGGACAUAACCACCAUCAUGACAGCGACCACAGACACGGGGAGAAGCAGAGGCAGCACUUCUGUGGGAGAAGGAAGAAAUAUAUGCCCAAACCUCCAGAAGAGGAUAUUUUUAUCCUACCAGAUGAAUACAAGUUUAUCCCCAGGAACAAAAGGGCAGUGCUGAUGACGAAUCAAGCUAAUCAGAAGCUCAAUGUGGAGACACUGGUGGUGGUGGACAGAAAGAUGAUGGACAACCACGGUCAUGAGAAUAUAACCACAUAUGUUCUUACUGUCCUGAACAUGGUCUCCAGCCUGUUCAAAGAUGGUACAAUAGGGGGAAACAUCAACAUUGUGAUUGUGGGCCUUGUCCUUCUGGAUGAAGAGCAGGAGGGCUUGGUGAUCAACCACCAUGCAGAUCACACACUGAACAGCUUCUGCCACUGGCAGUCCACCAUGGGAGGCAGAGAGGGUCGACACCACGACCACGCCAUCCUCCUCACAGGACUCGACAUCUGCUCCUGGAAGAAUGAACCCUGCGAUACUCUUGGUUUUGCUCCGAUUAGCGGGAUGUGCAGCAAGUACAGGAGCUGUACCGUUAAUGAAGACACCGGUCUCGGCCUGGCAUUCACUAUCGCCCAUGAAUCCGGACACAACUUUGGAAUGGUCCACGAUGGCGAGGGGAACGUUUGUAAGAAGUCAGAGGGCAACAUCAUGUCUCCCACGUUAGCGGGUCACAACGGGAUCUUCUCUUGGUCCGACUGCAGUCGCCAGUACCUCAGCCGCUUCCUCAAUUCUGCCCAGGCUCUGUGCCUAUCAGAUGAACCCAGGGCAGUCAAGGAGUAUCGCUACCCCGAGAAGCUUCCUGGCGAGCUGUACGAUGCUGACACACAGUGCAAAUGGCAGUUUGGGGAGAAGGCCAAACUCUGCACCCUCGAUUUUAAGAAGGAUAUCUGCAAGGCUCUGUGGUGCCACCGCGUUGGGAGGAAGUGUGAGACCAAAUUCAUGCCAGCAGCUGAAGGCUCUGCCUGUGGCCCAGAUAUGUGGUGUCGCCGGGGCCAGUGCGUGAAGCAAGGAGACGAGGGCCCGAGGCCUCAGCAAGGCCACUGGUCGGAGUGGUCGUCCUGGUCGGCCUGCUCUCGGAGCUGCGAGAGCGGGGUCACCUACCGGGAGAGACAGUGCAACAACCCCAGGCCCACGUAUGGAGGGAAGUUCUGCGAGGGCUCCUCCAGGUCCUACAAACUUUGUAACACAGAGGAUUGUCCCCCCAACACCGUUGACUACAGAGCGCAACAGUGCGCUGAAUUCAACAGCAAACAGUUCAGGGGGUGGCACUACACAUGGAGACCAUACACCAGAGUGGACGAUCAAGAUGUAUGCAAGCUCUAUUGCCUUGCUGAAGGCUAUGAUUUCUUCUUUGCGCUGGCCAGCAAAGUAAAAGAUGGGACAUUGUGCUCACAGGACAGCUCUAAUGUCUGUAUUGACGGGUUGUGUGAGAGAGUGGGCUGUGACCGUGUUUUGGGCUCCACAGCUGUGCCAGAUGCUUGUGGGGUGUGUAAAGGAGACAACUCCACCUGCAAGAUCUACAAAGGACAGUACACAAAGCAGCAUUUCACCAAUCAGUAUUAUGGGGUGGUGACCAUCCCAGCAGGAGCUCGGAGUAUCCGUGUGAUGGAACUGAAUACGUCCAGCUCCUACCUGGCUGUGAGGGACAGCCAGAGACGCUACUACCUUAACGGCCACUGGACGGUUGACUGGCCGGGCCGACACCCCAUCGCUGGAACCAUUUUUGAGUACAAGAGACCAUAUAACAGACCAGAGAGCCUCGUAUCAGCCGGCCCCACCAAUGAGACACUUGUCAUAGAGGUAUUGCUCCAGGGUUGGAAUCCGGGUGUGCGCUGGGAAUAUACUUUAAAGAAAGCUGAUGAGAAGCUGGUGAAGAAUCACAUCAAACACAAUUACACAUGGGCCUUAAUACGCUCCCAGUGCUCAGCGACUUGUGCCGGAGGUCAAAUGAACACCAAGGCAGCGUGCUACAAAGACCUGAGAGUGCAGGUGAACAUGUCAUACUGCAAUCCCAGAUCAAGACCGGCUACUGGAAUGAUACCCUGCAACACCCAACCAUGUCCUGCCAGCUGGUCUGCAGGGGAGUGGGGGGCGUGCGGCCGGAGCUGCGGAGGAGGGGAGCAGACGCGGCAGGUCCAGUGCGUCCAGAAAACCAGCCAGACCGGCGCAGACGACCUGGCCGACUCUCGCUGUUCCCGGCCCGCCCCAGCCAGGAGGCAGGCCUGCAACACGCACAGCUGUCCGCCGGUGUGGACGGCAGGGCCAUGGUCACAGUGCUCACGUAAGUGCGGCAACGGCGUGAAGAAGAGGACUGUGCUGUGCACGAGCACCAACCCUGGCGCUCAGACGCAGACGCUGGCAGACAGCUUGUGUGCGGGUUUGCCGAAACCUGCCGGUCAGGAGUCCUGCUUCCUGAAGCGCUGCCAGAAACAACGCAAGGUCCAGUGGUUUGUCUCUACGUGGCAGGAGUGCUCGGUGACUUGCGGCCGUGGCCAUCAAGCGCGUUUCAUAAAGUGUGCAGAGAAGGACACCGCAGGGAAGUACAGAGAGCUCGCAGCCAAGAAGUGCCACCACGUCCCCAAGCCCACGGUGGAGCUCCAGAGGCCCUGCAUCCUGGCCGAGUGUCCGGUCCGCACGACCCCACCAGUCCACCGGUGGAGGGCGCAUCACCGCACGUAUCCGCCGCCUCAGCCCCUCCCUUCGUCUCGACCCGAAUGGCACUUAUCUCCUUGGUCUCAGUGCACGGUGACAUGUGGAGGGGGGGUGCAGGCCCGGGCGGUGCAGUGUCUGGUCCAGGGGAAACCUUCUCCAGGUUGCACCCUUCACCUCAAACCGGCCAUGUCGCAGGCCUGCAACACCAACUUCUGCCCACAGCCCGAGAAGAAAGACGUCGCGUGCAGAGAUUACUUCAACUGGUGUUACCUGGUUCCCCAGCACGGAGUCUGCAACCACAAGUUCUACGGCAAGCAGUGCUGCCAGUCCUGUUCCAAUUCAAACCUAUAAUCUCACGAAGUGACUCAGUCUGUGAUGCAGGCAGACAGGUAGUUAGAUAGUCAAAAAGACUAUAUUUGGUGUCCAUGCUUGAAAAGACGUGUUUUUGUUUUAACGCGCGCGGCGAGCACUGAGAAGCGAAGCACAUUUCAAUGGAAGCGCAAGAGAGCUGCAGUUAGCCCUUUCUCCUCCCCGCGAUGCCGGACAUCUGGAUAUAAGAACUCGAUGCUGACAGCACCACACAAGAAUGUGAUCGGGAAAGAACAAAUAAAGAGAGAGAGAGAAAUGAGAGAAUUAUGAGGAGGAAUGAGCAAAAUUGGAAUGGUGAUUAGAGCGAAUGGGCUGACAUCUCUAUAAGAAACUGAAAACCUGAAAAUUCCCAGCUUUGUUUAUAUACUGUAACCGAACAGAUCUGUACCCAGGACACCCUGUAUCUCUCCCGGAGGCCAGCGAUGGCAAACCGGGAGGAAACUGAGAAGAGCUGACGAGGUUUCAAGCACAGGCCGCGCAAAAAAACACGUGAUACGCCCCGUUUUGCGCUGCGGCUCUCGAUCGGUUGGAAAUCCGGGGGUCUGAGAAUGAAAAGGGACGUAUCAAAGAAGCAGUUAGGUAAAUUAAAUUUUACCCCGAGCUUGAAAGAAAAAAAAAACAACACAAAAAAACAAACAAAAAACAGGCCAAUCAACGUGGGUUUCCUCAAUAGCUGGAUAAUAACAGACCACUCUGUGAUGUGAUAGACAAAAAAACAAACAAAAGGAAACUCAUCAGGAGCACCACGCAUGAGAUAACUAUUCUGAGAAGGGACAAAGCUGUGUGAACUGGUUUCCACGCCCGACGGUGCUACUAAGACGUGCCGUCGAUUUCAACGAAUCAAGGUUGGCGUCCUCAAGUUUCAGGAAAGAACAAACGUUUGACCCGUGUACAGUAAUUGUUUUGUUUUAUUUAUUGGCUUUUCAAUACAGCAUUGCUGGAAGACUGUAUUAAUAAGCAGUAUAAAUGUGUCCUUUUUAUUACUCUACCCCGUUACCUUACACUUUUGUAUUAUGUUUCAUUACAUGCUGACGAACCCCACCUUUUUUUUAUGCAAAAUGUGCCUUUUCACUUUAAGGAAAAAAAAAAAAAAAGAAAAGUAUGAGCAUGGCCCAUAUUUUACUGUCAUCCAUUAUUAUACGAAGCAGUCGUGCAUUGCUUGCAUUGAUAUGGAAAGAAAACUGCAUUACAUUUUAUGGUUUAAAAGCACUGACAGAUUUUUUUUUUUUUUUUUUUGAACAACUGUGUGCCAUGACAGCUCCUUAGCUGUAGCAUGAGUCUUGAUUUUAUUCCUUUUAGCUUAAUUCUGACUGAAUUUCAACUUCCAGGGCUGGGCAGGGGGGGUGAAACUUUAAACGCUAAAUGGAUUCUUGCAAAGUGGAAAAAGGCUCGGGAAGGAAACGUGAUCUGUAUUUUUGGCAUACAUCUUCAAAUGGUGCUGCCAUCAUGCCCUGAGAGAGGAUUGACCUUUCAGCAUAGUAUUAACAUGGCUGUCGUUAUUGUUAACAUGUUUUUUUUUUUUUUUUUUUAACCUCCUCGAGAACAGGGGCUGGACUGUUGUUUUGCAUAUCUGUGACUUUAAUACACAGCUUUGUACCUUUCCCGAUUUAACAGCUGUAAUGUCCAUUUGUAAAUUUAAACGUAUCUUAACUCCA